UGAAGUUCAAAGUACUGAAGAUUCAUUAACAGAAAAGGAAACAUGGGUUCUGCUUAUCUUCUUUCAGGCAGUCUCUUAAAGGCCACUUUCCUUGUGUUCUGUGCUCUGUGGAUACUGCCUCAGAUGACUCUGGCAAAACAUGUUAGAUUUACCAGGCACUACAAGUUUAACAUCAAAAUGCAAAACGUCACAAGGCUUUGCAAAACAAAGAGUAUUGUGACUGUGAAUGGGCAAUAUCCCGGACCUAGAAUCAUAACAAGAGAAGGAGAUAGGCUUGUGAUUAAAGUGGUGAACCAUGUUCCAUACAAUGUCUCCAUCCAUUGGCACGGAGUUCGCCAACUGAGGAGUGGAUGGGCAGAUGGGCCCGCAUAUAUCACACAGUGUCCAAUCCAAACAGGGCAAACUUAUGUAUACAACUUCACUGUGACAGGCCAGAGAGGGACAUUGUGGUGGCAUGCUCAUAUUUCAUGGCUAAGAGUGACUCUUCAUGGUCCUAUUGUCAUUCUUCCCAAAAGACACGACUCUUACCCUUUUCCUCAUCCUUUCAAGGAAGUCCCCAUCGUAUUGGGGGACUGGUGGAAAGCAGACACAGAAACUGUGAUCAACCAAGCAAUGAAAACAGGUUCACCUCCUAAUAUCUCUGAUGCUCACACCAUCAAUGGACUUCCAGGUCCUCUCUACAACUGCUCAGCCAAAGAUACGUUUAAGCUGAAGGUGAAGCCUGGGAAAACUUACCUGCUACGUCUGAUCAAUGCUGCACUGAAUGAUGAGAUGUUCUUCAGCAUAGCCAACCACACGCUCACUGUGGUGGAAGCUGAUGCUGUGUACGUGAAGCCUUUCAAGACCAAUAUUGUGUUAAUCACACCAGGCCAAACCACCAACGUCCUUCUCACUGCCAAAUCUAAACACCCAAACGGGUCCUUCGUCAUCGCCGCGAGGCCUUACGCCACCGGUCCGGCGGCCUUCGACAACACCACCACCACAGGCUUACUCGAAUACAAAACCAAACAUUCACUCUCGAAAUCCAACACUAAGCUUCCUCUGCUCAGACCCGUGCUUCCCAAAUUCAACGACACCGUCUUCGCAAUGAAGUUCAACAAGAAGGUUCGCAGCUUGAACAGUGCGAAAUUCCCGGCGAAAGUACCAAAAACAGUUGAUAGACGCUUCUUCUUCACCGUGGGAUUAGGGAUUUUGCCUUGCUCAAAGAACCAGAAUUGUCCAAAUAAUACCAGAGUAGCAGCUUCAAUUAACAAUGUUUCAUUCGUGAUGCCAAGCACGGCCUUGCUUCAAGCCCACUUCUUCAACAAAUCAAAAGGAGUAUUCACGACUGAUUUUCCGGCGAACCCACCGGUUAAGUUCAACUAUACAGGAACCGCACCCAACAAUAUCAUGGCGGCGAGCGGAACGAAGGUGGUGGUUUUGCCAUACAACGCAAGUGUUGAGUUGGUUCUGCAAGAUACGAGCAUCAUUGGAGCAGAGAGCCACCCGCUUCACCUUCAUGGAUUCAACUUCUUCAUUGUGGGUCAAGGAAACGGAAACUUCAACCCGAAAAAGGAUCCGAAGAACUUCAAUCUGGUUGACCCGAUGGAGAGGAACACUGCUGGUGUACCCGCCGGAGGUUGGGUUGCUCUCCGAUUUCUUGCGGACAAUCCUGGUGUCUGGUUCAUGCAUUGCCACCUUGAAGUACACACGAGUUGGGGGUUGAAAAUGGCUUGGAUUGUCCAAGACGGGAAGCAACGCAAUCAUAAGUUGCCUCCUCCACCGUCCGAUCUUCCGAAGUGUUAGGACCGAAUUGGCGCCGUUGAUCAUAUUUUUCUCUAUAUAUUUUUUGCCUUUGAAAUAUUUGUGAUUUUUUCUAUUUUAUUAUUUGGUUACCAUUCUGGCUUGUGAGAUGAGAAAUGGCAUAGACUGAGAAUUUAUUUUGUGUAGGGUUCACUAUUCAAUUAAAUCGAUGUUGAACGUGAUAGAGGGUAGCCUGUCAAUUUUGGAAUAUUAAAAUGGAGAAUUUCCUUUUAUGUCUCAA
This is a messenger RNA of Neltuma alba, 2023 nucleotides long. RefSeq names its product laccase-17. The transcript has 8 exons. The record is from RefSeq and is a predicted model, not a curated record. Lineage: Eukaryota; Viridiplantae; Streptophyta; Magnoliopsida; Fabales; Fabaceae. Gene Ontology annotation, molecular function: hydroquinone:oxygen oxidoreductase activity; copper ion binding. Gene Ontology annotation, cellular component: apoplast. Bases 43 to 1785 code for a protein of 580 amino acids. Gene Ontology annotation, biological process: lignin catabolic process.